AUGAAGCGAGCGCGCUCUCUGUCGGCGGACGGCAGCGAGUCGGCCCCGGAGCCUUCCACGGCUUCUCUAUCGAGCAGCGCGGUCACUGACCUGUCGCCGUCCUCGUCUUCGUCUUUGUUGGCUGUGGAGGAAUACGAGGAGCCGACGGCAACGCCGCUUCUCUCGAUAUUGCAACCGGUGCUGGCGCACUUGAAGGAGAGGGAGUUAUUCGCUGAUGCCCUCCGCCGGUACUCGGGUACGAAAGCCGCGGCAUUCGACGCGCUCGCCCAACUCCACCAAGCGGCCAUGACGCAGCACGCAUUUGUGAUGAUGCGCAUGACGCGCGAGGCGAUCCUUCUCAGGGCACUUGAGGAGGCCCGCCGCACCGGCAUUGCUCUCCCACACGUGUGGAUGAUGCGGUGGAAGGCUAAACCAACUGCUGAGCACGGGCCCUUUGACGAUGACGUCAUUCAGCAGUGGGGUCGGGACGGCUAUUUCGGCAAGAAGGAGGCAGAGCUUUGUGACAUCAACGGCGUCCGCAAGUAUUGGCGGCCAGCACUAUCGGUGGCGCCCGGUGUUUGA
Leishmania braziliensis MHOM/BR/75/M2904 is the source of this 561-nucleotide messenger RNA. RefSeq lists its product as hypothetical. The record is from RefSeq and is a predicted model, not a curated record. The coding region runs from base 1 to 561 and encodes 186 amino acids. The transcript has a single exon. Gene Ontology annotation, molecular function: protein binding. Lineage: Eukaryota; Euglenozoa; Kinetoplastea; Trypanosomatida; Trypanosomatidae.